CUCACCUCGGUCUCUUCUUUCCCACCUUUCUACGCAUCAACUCGGAGCGAAGAACGCCCAGGAAGAAAUCGAGGAAGCGACGCCCCAAAGCUCCGAGAUUUUCUUUCGAAGCUUAGCCUUGGAGAGAUGAGACGGGAUGAGGUCGGGAGGGCGGCGAUCAAGCGCGCCAUCAGAGCCCUCCGGAAGCGGCAUUUGCUCGAGGAAGGCGCCCACGCUCCGGCUAUUAAGGCCCUCUCCAGACCCCUUGUAGCCCAGGGAUUAGAGUGGAAGGAAAAAGUUGAAAACCUUGAAGUGGAGUUGCAACACUGUUACAAAGCUCAUGCACAGUUGUCUGAACAGCUUGUGGUGGAAGUUGCAGAGUGCAGAACAUCUAAAGCUCUUGUUCAAGAGAAAGAAGAAUUGAUCAGGAAUUUGCAAUAUGACAUCUCUCAAGCAAGGGAAGAAAACCUACAACUUAAGCAGGAUCUCUAUGAAAAGACACAAGCCUUGGAUUUGUUAACGAGUGAAAGCCAGUCACUUAAACUGCAACAUGAGGAGAUUAGAUUGAAGUUGAAAAAAGCCGAAACUGAGAACAAGGAUUUAAUUGAUCGUUGGAUGCUGGAGAAGAUGAAUACUGCAGAAAAGCUGAAUGAGGCUAAUUCACUAUAUGACGAGCUGAUGCAACAGUUAAAGGCAUCCAGCUCUGAACAUAUUGCAAGGCAACAAGUUGAUGGGGUGGUUCGCCAAAUGGAACCAGGAUAUGCAGACCAUGUGGAAUCAGCAAUUCCAACUUCUUGCAGGCAUACUAUUCAUGCCCAUGAUGGUGGAUGUGGAUCCAUUCUGUUCCAACACAACUCGGAUAUGUUGAUUAGUGGCGGUCAGGACCGAACAGUCAAGGUUUGGGAUACAAGAUCUGGGACACUGAGUUCUACUCUUCAUGGUUGCCUUGGGUCAGUACUUGAUCUUGCAAUUACCCAUGACAACAGAUCUAUCAUUGCCGCCAGCAGCUCCAACAACCUGUAUGUAUGGCAAACUAGUUCUGGUCGGGUACAGCACACUCUCACUGGCCACACCGACAAAGUAUGCGCGGUCGACACGAGCAAAGUUUCCAGCCGCAAUGUAGUGAGUGCUGCUUAUGAUCACACCAUGAAGGUCUGGGAUCCAGUGAAAGGCUACUGCACCAGUACCAUCAUCUUCCAGAGCAACUGCAAUGCCCUUUCCUACAGCAUGGAUGGACUGACCUUCUGCUCUGGUCAUGUAGAUGGGAACCUGCGAAUAUGGGACAGCAGAAUGGGAAAAGCUGUAAGUGAAGUAGCUGCUCAUUCGCAGGCAGUGACAUCAAUCUGUGUCUCGCGAAGUGGUAACUUGGUGUUGACAAGCGGCAGGGAUAACUUGCAUAACUUAUUCGACUUGAGAACACUGGAAGUUUGUGGGACGUUCAAAGCCAAUGGAAACCGAGUCGCAUCUAAUUGGAGCAGGUCUUGUAUCAGUGCCGAUGAGAACUUUGUCGCAGCUGGAUCAGCUGAUGGAUUCAUCUACAUAUGGUCGAGGGUAAAGGAUAACAUGCUAAGCGUUUUAGAAGGGCAUUCUUCGCCAGUCCUCUCGUGCUCAUGGAAUGGGAUGGGGAACACACUAGCUUCUGCUGAUAAGAAUGGAAAUUUGUGUAUAUGGUGUUGAUGGAUUAAUCUUGAUAGGGAAAUGUAAAUGCUGUUCUACAAUCUUUCAACUCCAAGUUGUCUAAAUCAGUUGUUGAUCAGAUUGCUCGGUGAAUUCUUGGCUGGA
This is a messenger RNA of Musa acuminata AAA Group (dessert banana), 1761 nucleotides long. Its product is annotated as autophagy-related protein 16. Gene Ontology annotation, biological process: autophagosome assembly. Gene Ontology annotation, cellular component: autophagosome membrane. The record is from RefSeq and is a predicted model, not a curated record. The transcript has 5 exons. Gene Ontology annotation, molecular function: protein binding. Bases 127 to 1656 code for a protein of 509 amino acids. Lineage: Eukaryota; Viridiplantae; Streptophyta; Magnoliopsida; Zingiberales; Musaceae.